Messenger RNA from Symbiodinium natans, 5832 nucleotides. The record is from the annotation of a GenBank genome assembly. NCBI's taxonomy places the organism in Eukaryota, Dinophyceae, Suessiales, Symbiodiniaceae.
AUGCACUACGACAUCGGGUCCGAACACGAGGAAGGUGAGGAGGAAGAGGAGAGGGAAGAUGACCCCAUCAUUGAUGUCACCGAUGCACCGGGGGAAGAAGAAGUAGACUAUGAGCAGGAUACUUACCACAACAAAGAUCUUCGAGACCUGAAAAUCCCUGCACUUCCUUCGACAGCCGCGGGAUAUCGAGCAUGGAGGAACGGCGUUUUGACAUCGUUCAGCAGCAUAGACAAGAGUGGGAACGCCAGGAUACUGAGAUGGCUCCAGGUCGCCCUUGAUCCAGCCAUAGGAGACCGACAGAUGCGCAAUCUGCAGGUCACGUCUGACGGCCUUCCCCGCCUUGAUGCAUUCCUGGCUGCACAGCUUACAGAUCCAAAACACCUCAAGGGAGACUACGGAGUCGCUGCCCAGGCGUUCACCGAGCGAGCACAUGCGUUAGGCGUGCAGCCUUCCGGGCGUGCGCUGUUGGCAAUGCUCAGCCGAAGGUUUCGGGUAGACCGGAUCAGGGGGGCGACAGUCUCCCAGCAGACACUCUUAGCCAUCCAGCUCGAAGGCUUCAGCCAACAACAACUGCAAGCCUUUAGAGAAAAGGUUGAGUUUUGUUUGAACGGUUUCAGUCCCGAAGCAUGGCCCGCUGAGUCUACCUUGUUUAGCUGGUUAUACUCCAAGCUCAAGCACUGCAGGCUUCUUUCCAGAGCAGUCGACAAGAUCAAAGACUCCAAUCCAGGUAGCAACAAGCGAACCUUUGCGUGGUUGUGGUCGCAGCUUGUCGAAUUGCUAGAUGAGCUGAGAGAAGAAGCAAACGAAGAGUCAAUUCGUGACACUCUCAUCAAGCCCAAAGCCAAAGCUGCUCCCGCCCCAAAGAAAGAGGAGCGUUCCCGCGAUAAGCCGGACAAGCCCACUCCUGCCAAUCCAGCCCCUCCGGCCAAGACCAAAGGUUCUGGGAAGGAUGGGAAAGACAAGGAUGGCAAGGGAAAGGGGGGUAAAGGGAGUGGUAAGGGUGCAGAUUCACAGAAAACACCAAACAAGCCAAAGGCGAAAUCAGGCGGUAAAGGCCAGGGCUCCAAAGCUGAAGGCAAAGCCCCAAGCAAAGGAAAUGCCCCCAAAGCUACCGUACCAUGCCUGUUCUUCCCAAAGGGAACGUGUAACCGGGGUGAGAAUUGUCCGUUUUCGCAUGAGACCUCUCCCGGUAACAAGGCCCCAGGGUCAAAGACUACUGGAGCUAGCGCUACGGCAAAGAGCUCUGCCGCAGCUGUCGCCCUGCUGCUUCCCACUACGGCGCGGGGUGCCUCGGUCGAUGGUUCCUCCACACCGAGCAAGACAACCUUUUGGAAGCGUUCAGGAUUGAGUAGGUUCUUCCAGUUCGUUUCGGGGUGGUUUACUGUGUUCAGCAACAUCUGCGCUCCUGCCUGUCCCGCCACUGUCACUCCGUUGCUUGUAGCAUCUCAGCAUCAGCACCCGCAACAGGGAUGGUUCUACCACGAGUGGAUCGCUGAUAGUGGUGCAGGUAGAUCCCUAGAGAGUCGUGAAGCCCUCAAUGAACAAGGCAUUCCUGAAGACGCAUACGCACACAUGGCCGAACAGGCACCCACAGUAUCCUUUUCCACAGGGAAUGGUGUCGUUGAUUCAGGGCUCAUGCUUGGCUUCGAGGGUUCCAUUCUAGGAAACAAUUCUGCAUAUCUCCUGGACAACUGCCCUAGUGUAAAAUCACUUGGUGAGUUGGUAGAGACAAAGUCUAUGCCGUUUGUAUGGUUGCCAGGAAAGCUUCCGAUGUUCCUGUCGAGUGUCGAACACGUUCAGGUCAUUGAAGAAUCCGCCAUAUGUGCCGAUAGAGUUGAGGGAAAUGUUCCAAUCUUCAGGGAACAGGUCAGAUUCGUCUCGCCUUCCACUGUUGCGAUGCCUGGCUUCAUGAGCGAUGCUAGAAAGGCAAAGCCUCUUGCACGCACUACCAUAGAGCCUUCACGGCACACCACGUAUCGACCCUCGCCGCAUAUCACGGAGGAGUCUACCUUGCUUGAGUUGUUGCAGGAUCCAGGGGUCCCGCCACCUCCACUUCCUCCACCUGCCAUUCCGCCAGGUUCUGGGUCGGACUCAGGAGAGGACGUAACAUCAGAACGUCAGAAGCAACUCAUCAAGGAGGAAUCGACUCGCGCGGUGCAUUUGGCUGCUGGGUUCCAUGUGGUUCCAGAUCUGUGGCAUGUGUCCGUGCAGUUUGCCGCGCAGACUUUGACAGUUGUACCGUGGCAGGGCAAAGACAAGUCGCGUUUCGAGGUUGCAACUGGUUCCCCAUUCGAAGGCCCAAGGCUUCCCUUGGGACAGUUGGUGCAUUACAGGAUCCAUGACCCCAGCCGCAGGCAUAAGUUCGAAGCUACAACUGCUCCCGGACUAUUUGCAGGUUGGAGGUUUGAGCACGGAUUUGUGUAUCGUGACGUGAUCUGGGUGCUAGACUAUGAAGCCGUCAAGUCCAAGUCGAUUGGGUAUAGGGACAUGAUCCCCGUGCCAUAUGCGGAAGUGCAUGUCCCAGAGACUGAGACCUUCCCGCUAAAGGCCGCGGCGGAUCUUGCUCUUCGCGAGUUCCAGGAUCCCAAACUUGAGGCUAUCACAGCGCUGGACAUACCAUUCAGCUCACUGUCCCCUGCUGAUCCUCCUCGAAGGCGCGCAGAGUACAUUACGCUUGAACGCAUUCUUAAGUUCGGUGCCACACCAGGAUGCAAAGCGUGCACUUUCGAUUCCGUGAAGCAUAGUCCUAAAUGCCGAGCAAGAUUCGAUGCCCUGAUAAAGGCUGAUAGGAUUGCGUUGACGUCCAAGCCCCCUGAGCCAGUUCCUCCAGCUGAGCUCCCCGAAGGCGUUGGUCUCCACCCUUCGAGUGAGCCCGCUGUAGAAGGUCUUGUUGCGAAGGUCGAGCUCGGUGUGACGCAAGUCUUUGUCGAUGUCAACAGGGAAAGAGUCCGCCAAAGAAAGGUGCAAACGCUCAUAGGCAAGGAUGUGUUGUUCGAAUAUGCGUGUGGCGACAGUUCAGAGCUUUCGCAAGCUGCGUCCGAAAUUGGCAUCAACAGUAUCCGCUUAUGCCGAAGCAUGAUUGAUUUGUCCAACGAAGAACAUGUCAAACAAGUUCAAGGUCAGGUACUCGCAACUGCCAUCGCAAAUCAUGGAAGGAUCGCAGUCGAGUGGCCCAAAGGGUCCGGCUGGUGGGAUCUCCCUGAAUGGAAAGAAUUUCAGGAUGAACAUGGUCUACACAAAGUGUCUUUUGAUGGCUGCAUGGCUGGAGUGAAGGGCCGAGAGCAUCCAAUCCGCAAGCCCUGGAGCGUAGCCACUAAUGAUCUGCGACUUGUUCAAUUUCUUGGACAACUGCAAUGUGACGGUAGCCACCAGCACGAGGCCGCCGAAGGCUCACAAACAAAGCAGACUGAAGCAUACCCACGAGAGCUCGCUCACAACAUCGUCGAAGCGUGGUAUCCGCAACGCUACCAUCGCCACAUCCCCUCCAUGGUCACGAAGAACUUAACAAAGCGGGAAUGGAAAGCAGACCCGCGCGGAGUUGCAGCCGUGAAGAAGGAGGCAGAAGGGUUACGUUCUAACGGAACGUGGGAUGAUUUGACAGUCUGUCUUUUGUCUUCCUUGCGUGCCGAUGCAAAACGGCAAAACCGUAAACUCAAAAUUGCAGAGCUUCUCACAUUAUGUGGGAUAAAACAUUUCGAACUCCCUGAGCAUGAACACAAGUUCAAAGGGAGAAUCGUGUACAGGGGGGACUGCAUUUUUGACCAGUUCGGAAACCAUGUUCUUUUUGAAGACGUGGCUACCACACCAACUUCCUUGGUUGCCCUUAACAUCGCAUUGUUUUUCGGCUGCCAAGAUGGAAACGCAGUGAGCCUUGCAGAUGCCAUUCAGGCAUUUCUUCAAGCUGACCUCGCUGAGGCAGGAGAGCCCGACACAUGGGUUAUCCUCCCCGAGGAGCUGUGGUUGGACACAUGGCACAAAGCGUACCCAUCAGGGUCGAAGUUGGUGGUAAGGUUGAAGCGAAGCUUAUAUGGCCAUCCGCUUGCUGGCAAACUAUGGCAGAAACACCUAGCCUCUGUUCUCACUUCCUUUGGUGGCAUUGAGAUGGAUUUGUUUCCUUCAAACUUCAUCUUUCAAAUGGGUUCCCAUACCCUGCUACUUAACGUGUAUGUAGAUGACCUAACGUUGUCGGGAGCAAAGCAUCUUCAUGCACAGUUUUGGAAAAGGCUGAGAGCGCAUAUCAAGCUGGAAGACGAAUGUUACAUCGAAGCCUCGAAUGCACGGAUCCUUGGCAGAGGUCACCGAAUCCAACGAGGCAGUGACUUCACAACUCUUGUGCUUGAUAUGUCUGCUUUCGCAGAGCAGGUCGUCGAGGCGUACUGCGAGCUUGCUGAUGUCCCAAAGGCAAAGCUCCGUAACGUCACAACCCCAAGUUUGUCCGAGGCGUUAAUGUCAGAUGAGGACCUGCAGCAACCCGGCACACUGAGCCAUGUAGCUGCAAAGGUACUUAUGAAAGCACUUUGGCUGGGUCGGUUGGCUCGCCCUGAUCUGUGUUUCAUAAUCGGUCGGUUAGCGUCACGAGUGGCCGCGUGGACUAAAUGGGAAGACAAGCAGUUACUUCGCCUGAUUUCGUAUCUUCACGGUACAACAGGCUUAUGUUUAGCUGCUACUGUGAACCAUCACGAAGCUCCCCAGAUCCACAUCUUCACUGACAGUGAUUUCGCCUCUUGUCCGCAUAGUGCAAAAUCGACGAGCGGGAUCUACAUGACUAUAGGGUCAACAGAUUUCCGCUUUCCGCUGUGGUGGGCAUCUAAGAAACAGACGAGUGUUGCAAGAAGCACUCCCGAGGCUGAGGCCAUAGCAAUGGCUUCCGCCAUGUUUGGUGAGGCUUUGAACAUUCAGGUCAUGAUGGAGCAUCUCCUCGGUCGUGCUAUCGACGUCGUAUUCCAUCAAGACAACGAGACCUUGCUCAAAGUCCUGGCUACAGGCUAUUCGGCGAAGCUGAGACACUGCAAUCGAGUCCACAGGGUCAACGUUGCAUCAAUGUCUGAACAGCUAGAGUCGCCACAAGUCACUGCCGUGUACUGCAAGAGCGAAUCUCAGAUAGCUAAUGGCCUAACAAAAGUCAUUCCACCUGCAGAAUGGCCACAUACUCUCGCACAGUUUGGCUUGACAGCAUCCAGCGAUGGACCCCACCUGGAAACUGCCGUCGCCGCACUUGCAGAGGCAAAUCUUGCCGCAGAAGUCUUCGCAGGCAGUUGCCCAAAGGUCCCGACUUGUCAGCAUCUGGUGCAGCUACUGACGCUGUUACCUCAUGGUCCUGAUAAGAGGGGGGCACCGGGGCACGACUCGCAUGUAUUUUCUGCGGGCGCAUUUGUCUUAGGAGGAGUGUUUGGCCUGCAGACAAACACACACAAAUUUCAAUAUGCAACGGCGUUGAUAUGUCGAUUCUUUCGACGUUAUAUGCCAUCACACAAGUUCUCAAGCAUAAUCGUGCAGCAAGGUGUAGUCGCGGGGCUCCACCGAGACUCCAACAAUGCAGAAGGCUCAAAGAACCUCCUUGUAGCGUUAAAUCCAACAAGUGGACCCAUAUUGUGGGUAGAAGAUGAGGAAGGGACUGUCCAAUGUCCAAACGACGACAGCCUAUGGGGUCACAUGUUGUGUAACCCUGCACUCUUCAAUCCCAGAGCACGCCACUGCACAGUCCUGACAGGAUGUGAGGCUUCAGAACGAAUCGUUGCCAUAGCAUUCCUGAUCAGAAAUGCCGAGCGCUUGAGUCCUUCAGACCGCGCAACACUACUGAGCGCAGGUUUCAACCUGCCCUCAAUCUGCUAG